CGAGGCGCGGUCGAUGCUGAGGGAGAGGGGGUGAAACUGCGCGGCCUGGGGGCGGCGGAUGGGGAAGGGGAAGGCUGCCCCCGCCUGAGGGCACGGAGUCACUAGGAGACGGCCCUGCGCUCAUCUCAUGGCCGUCCUGCCAUGUGCUGUCAGCACUUGGUCGGGGUCCCUUCUGUGGUAGUGAACACUGAACUCAUUGACAGAAAUACUGAUAAACCCUCGGGAAAAACGGUCAAACGAACAGAAAAAAAGAUCAAACUAGAUCACUGUUGGGCAUAGAGCGUGCUUUCUUAAGCUUCUUCUAUACAUGUAUUUCAUAAACAGUAUGGUGAACUACACACUAGGUAGCUCUGCUUUGGGCCUGCUCUGGAGGGGUUGCUCAUCCAGUAAAUGCCGUCAGCUUCACAGGACACAAAAUGGUCGGCAGCGUGAAAGUAGAGGAGGAAAGGCAGGAAAGGCUGCUGCUGUUGUUAGAAGUGCUUUUCAACCAUGACGGUGAUGUGAAAGCAUAAGACAAAAGGUUAUUUUGAGGGAAGUUUCUCCAUAGAAUCCAAGUCAGUGGAGCAGGCAUAUGUUUAAAGAGGUUAAACAAUGCAAAUAUUGAAACUCCUUCAUACAGAGACAUCCCAGUCAGUGUCUCAGGAGGUGAGAGGGGGAGCAUACAUUCUUCAGUGACUCACUGUACAGCUCUCAAGGUAGGGUCUUUCUCACUGCUUACAAAUAGGACACUUUUAUCAACAGUGCGAGAUGCCUUCUUAUCGAAUAGCUGAAUGCUUAUGAGGCAGUAUAGUGCAGGCUAGUUGUGGUUUACACUCAUUAAAGCAUAAUUAUGGCUCAGGCCUAUUACAGUUUAAGCGCUACAAACACAUUACUGGUUCUAUCAUGCAUCAAAAAUGUUUUGACUACUAGGCUUAAGGGAACAUGUAAACCCAUCUUUGACAAACUGGCAUCAUCUGGGCUUUUCAGUUUUUGCUCUUUGGUUUAUAUCUGCUCUGGAUCUGUUUGGAGACUAAGGUUAGUUCACUUCAGAACUAAACUUCAAGAGCCAUGGAGGCCAGUGGGAGAUUUUCCAUUGACUUCAGUGAAUUGCUGAUCAGGUCUGAGGAGAUAAAUCCAUCUCUUUCAGAAGGCAGUAAGAGUUGGGGUGAUAAUGGGACCCAGCCUGAGUCUUUACCAAGUGAUCUGGGUGAAUGGGCUUGUGACACUCCGCAGACACAGUAAAUGGACAAAAUCUGCUUUCAGGGAAAGUUGCAAGAAUCUGUGAGUCACUCCUGAAGCACCAGGAAAUGCUGAAGGUGGGGCUGUGACUUGUACUGUGGUCAACAGAUGGAGAGAUGAGUGGGGAGAGGAUGACAGGUUUCGCUGGAGUAUUUGGCAAUCCAGCUCUUAAAUGAGAUUUAUUUUUUUUUCAAGUGGCUUCAAACUUGGCCACUUUUGGGUGUUCUCUUCUGAGGAUGACCAAAGGUUUGUCCUUAACAAAUAGGCCAUAUAUUAUGCCAAAGUGCCAAAAAACAAGUGCUACUGCUGUCUGCCCACAAAAUGAUGUUUGAAAACUUAUGAUGGUUGGUUGAGUCUGAUGAAGUUAUGAACAUGCAGAAACAGUCUUACACUCCAGAGCAUCAAGUCUGUUGUAAACUCAGACACUUCCUAUUAGGAUACUUGUGUAAUGUUUGUGUUCUUCUUGUUUUUUCAUUGCAGAUUCCACUGUUUACAUAAAAUGAAGCCUUGAAAAGACCACAGGAAGAGACAGAACUGCCAAAUUAUUGUAGUGUCUUGUCCACUAUGUGUUUCUGAAGAUGCCAGACCUUCACAAACCAACGUGUGCUUCUGCUCCAAUAACUGUACCAACGCUGACUUCUUUUUGAACAGCAUCACAUACAGAUAAGUGCUAUUUUUGCCCUGUUUCUGGAUUGUUUUGAAUACUGAAAGCUUAUAAAUGUAGCAGUGUUUGUUUUGCUGGAAUUGUCAUGCACACUGUAGGUGGAAAUUAGAGGCAGUGGCAACACCCAAAGGCCUGUCCUCACCUUAGAAGCCCACAGCUUGAUACUCCAUCAAGCUUCCAACCUUUGGCUGAAAGUAAGAGUGUCUGAGGCAAGCAGAGGUUGGUUCAGAGGUUCUUAAAACUAGACCUGGUGCAACCACAGGAGAGAAAUGCUCAUGUAAUUGACGUGUGUUCUAUUUGCAUCUUUGAGGAUUAUAGAAACCAACCUGUCUGAUACAUGUGGCAUCCUCACCUUUCUUCUAGGGCUUGGUCUUAGCUCCAGUGGGUGGGGUCACUAACAGACUCAUCAUCCCUCACUUUACUGCCCUGGAAACGCAUCUUCAUGACUCUUAUACCUACAGAGCAUAUAGAAGAUCUCUUAUCAGCAUUCAAAGCUGCUUAAAAUGCACAGCAUGAGAAGUAAAAACUGGAGUAAGUCUGUGUCCAGCCUGCUUUGUAGCUGAGAGGCGAGCAUAUUCAAAGCAGAUGGUUAUACAGGCCGAUAGCUGUUCUGUUUCUCAGUAUGGUGGCAGUACUUCCCUCGCAACCUGGAGGUGUCUGCCAUUAAAUUUCCAUGUGUUGGAUUUGUGUAUGUGCGCAGGCAAGCUAGAGUAGAUUUGUGGUAUGUCAGUCAGCUAAUGCACAAUAGGAGCCCAUGAAUGGAGUUAGACCUGGCAGUUUUCAGAACACAUCUAUUCCUCAAAGAAAACAGGGUCACAGCGUGCACACAGGCAGUUUCCAUGGAGCAGUGAACCUGCUAUAAAUCCCCACCCAGUCUUGCCUCAUUGCAACACGUAUGUGUAGUCAUACCCGUAGCAAAGGUGAACAAAUAGUCCCAUGAGACAGAAAAAUCAAAGCCCACAAACACCACAUAGCAAAGCACCGUGAGCCACAGAGAGCAGGGGGAAAGAAGUCAGGUGUGCCAUAGCUCACAGUGUGCAGUGAAACUGAAAUAAAUGGCUUUUCUGUUGAAACACCUUUCCUUUCCUAGUUUAUCCUGUAUUUGUUUGUUUAUUUAUUUCUGUCUCAGUUACCAUUAGCUGCUACCAAAGUCCAUCUGUUUUGCUUUGUACUUUAAUUUACAGCCCUUCUUAGUCAUUUUAUUGCUUUAAAUUCUGACCAAGAGAACUUUUACAACUUGUGAUUACUGAACUCAGGGAAACCAGAGCUUUUUGAGAUGGCACAGGGGGGUAAUUAUAGAGCCCAUUGCUUCUUGGGAGGGGCAUUCAAUGUUUAACAAACUGUGGCAAGUCUCAUUUAACCCUUUGGAGCCUGGACCAUUGGAUGGCAGUGAAAAAGCAAACGUCAGCGCUCUCCAGCUCACAACGUCAUUCACCUGUUUUUAGUCUUUUAAGUUUUGCUUUUCUGCUACUGAACCUGGGGCUGUUUCUUUCAUCGCAGCAUUGUGAGGAUAGGAACCGAAAUACUUGCGUAUGAAAACGUUUCUUUCCUUAAUUUGGAAAUUACUGCUGUGUUAUUGUUGAUUAAUCCUUUCAUAGUCUUCUGAGUGCCCUGCUGUCAAAAUAAAGUCUCUUGACAAAAGAGAAAUUAUACUCUCUUAAUUACCGCUAUUGUUUCAUAUUACAGGGGCUGUGGUCGUGGACAAAGAUUCAAUUGUGCUCAGCAGCAUAAAAACAGUAUAAAUAGAUACCUUGUGCUUGAAAGGGUUUGUGAUCUGAAUUAUGCAACCAGUAAACCGUGAGUUAAAGCUGAACUUAGGAACGGGGCACGAGAUCAGAAGGAUUUAUAGAGUUGGUCCGAUUACAGAAUCAUAAGCCAGCUAACUACAGUCUGAAGGCUCUCGCCUAUUCCUCAUCCACGCAGACAGCUGUUAGUUUAAGUAAUGGUGAACAAACCUUCAGAAAAAUACUAGGACUUUGUUUUGAAAGCACCGAACUUGUUCUGCGUGCUAUUUCCCUAGAUUAAAAGAUAGAUAUAUUUUCUGGGUAAUAACUUGCCCAGAUCUGUCACAAUAUUCUGUAUUAAUGUGCACAUAUUACAUAACAUUAAUGAGACCGUGCAUGUGUGUUGCUCUCUAGACGUGAAUGGGAAAUGUUCAGCUAACCAGAUUUUAUAUGAACAUUUUAUUUUAUUUAAGUAAAAGCUCUGGAAGUUGUAUCAAUUCAGCUACAUUUCAUCAGUAGGCUCUUGGAAGCCUGGUGUUUGCUUGUUGGUCCUGAGUGGAAAGAGGGGAAUCCCUACAAACUGAAAAGCUUGCAUUUUCCAAUGCAAAUGUCUCCACACGCGCAAUGUGUUGGGAGCUGUGGCCAACACACACCUGCUCUUCUGCACCUGUGUCUCAUGAAGCCUGCUGCUCUGCAGCUGGAAGAGAUGGCUCUGGGUCAUGGCAGUACAGAGCAGUCUGGUUCAUUAGGGCUCUUUGCACAAUACAGGAUGAAGAAACUGCAAGAGCGCAACUGGGUAAUGAAUACCCACGCUUAUUAAAUGCUCACUAAUGUGCAAAUACGCAACUUCCAGUGGCUGUGAAAAGUUAAAAUGUCGUGGGAGACAUCUGGAGGUUCAAAACAAAGAAACAAAAAGGAAUCGCUAUACAGAGUACUGCGCGCUUCACAUUCUUUCCCCUUAAAGUAAACAUGAACUUAAGAGCUGGGAGCUGCCAAUGUUGAGAGAUGCAGCGUUUGUCCCUCACUUGCCUUGCUGUGACACCAUGGUGAGGACCUACCAUAGGUUUAUUUUGGCAAUUAAUUGGAACUCUUGAGGAACCUCUGCUUGCCGCAAUGAGACACAGCCUGGUGUGUCACACGCCUCCUGCUGCUCACCUAAAGCCCAGCGCCUCCAGGACCCAGCAGCAAAAAAAGCCGGUCAGAGCGAAGCGGCUUUCGUCCAGAAACCGUCGAGAAAUGUGUGAGAAAAGGGUUCCGAAAGGCACCUCUGGACACCCAGCGGCGUCGUGUCUCGUUAUUCAGCGUCAGGAAAUGACGGCUUUCUUUAAGCUCUUCGAUGAUGAUCUAAUUCAAGACUUUCUAUGGAUGGAUUGCUGCUGUAAAAUUGCAGACAAGUAUCUUUUGGCAAUGACAUUUGUUUACUUCAAGAGGGCUAACUUCACAACGGAGGAGCACACCAGGCUCAACUUCUUUGUUGCUCUGUAUCUGGCAAAUAACGUGGAAGAAGACAAUGAAGAAUCAAAGUAUGAGAUUUUCCCGUGGGCUCUGGGAAAAAACUGGAGAAAGCUAUUUCCUGAUUUCUUAAAGUUAAGAGAUCAUCUAUGGAGUAGAAUUGACUACAGGGCUAUUGUAAGCAGACGUUGCUGUGAAGAGGUUAUGGCUAUUGCUCCAACACAUUACAUAUGGCAGCGAGAACGUUCUGUGUACCACAGCGGAGCCAUAAGGAACUACAACAAAGAUGAAGCUCAGCUGCCACGAGGACCUAAUAAUUCUCCUAUCCCCUGUUACCUCUGCGGUAAGAAAGGAAGAUUCGUACGACUGGGAUUGUCAUCAUCUUCCUCCUCAUCCACUAGCAGUGUAGAGGUGGCAGAGUUGUGUUCACCCCAGGAUUUGAAGGACACCUUUGCAACUGAAAAAAUGCUAGUUGACUCUCCUGCUUCUUCUGCCCAAGACUGUCAGAGCCUGUCCAGCAAAAGGAGAAGAGAUAACACCUUGAACCAAGACAAAUCCAUGGAUUGGUUUAUGAGCAAUGAAGAAUGAAAUGCACUGAACAAAGAAACAGAUGCUGUGCUUUGCAGAACUAUGUGUGUUGCACUGCAGUGCCAUAUGUGAUGACUGUUAAAACAUUACCCUUUAAAUAGCGAGUAGGAUUUAAGAGUCUGAUGCAGUAGAAAUCAAAGCAGGAAUUACCUAGAAGUCACAAAACUUGCAAAACAGAGCUAUUUUGGAACCCUUUAUUCUGAUACAACGCUCAGAUUAGCAGCUGACAGCAGCAGCAUCAAGAAAGCGGUGGUUGAAACUUUCUCAGCUUGGUGAGGAAUGCUAAGUGAAAAACAAAACAUUUCAAGAUUCAAUUUUUAGUUUAUUAUAAUUUUCAUGAUGUUGUGAGAUAGUAACAUGACAUCGCUAUUUUUGUAAGUCGAAUAUUUUAAGAUAAAACAUUAACAAUAAAAGCCUUUUUCAAGUA
Coturnix japonica (Japanese quail) is the source of this 6073-nucleotide messenger RNA. NCBI's taxonomy places the organism in Eukaryota, Metazoa, Chordata, Aves, Galliformes, Phasianidae. The record is from RefSeq and is a predicted model, not a curated record.